AUGGAUACGGACACAUCUAAUCAACAACACCAUUCUCAAGAUACGAUUCUAGAAAAUGAAACAGUGGAAAUACCUUCUAAACAACUGGACGAAACUACACGAGAGCAACUACCAAGUACUACGGUCGCUUUGGCAGAACACGACAAUACCAACGUGGAUGCCACUGAGAUCGCUACCGAGGCAUUAAGUUCUAAUGUAGAAAAUGAUAGUUCGAAAACAUCUCAUACAUACGAACAGAAAAAUGAUGACAAGUCAGUAUUAAAUGGAGUAGACGUUCGAAAUUAUUUGCAAUAUACUGCUGCGAUGAUUAUGGGUGUUCCAUUGAAAGAUUUGGAAGAUCAUUCUUUAUCGUUGUUUAAAGCUGGAAUGAACGAGUCAGAAAGCUUGAUAUUUAUGAAAAAGAUCGACAACAUUCUUCCGGCAGGUGUUGAAAUAACAACAUCAUUCAUUACUGAUCACCCAAAUAUAGAUUCAAUCGUAAAGUUUAUCAUGGACAUUGUAGAUGGAAGUAAACAUUUAGAAGAGAAUGGUAAAGAGGUUCGAAUAGACCAACUACAACACUCUUUAGAAGAUAUUGUAGAUAAAUAUACUCUUUACAUUCGAGAUAGUUAUACUCAAUCCUCGAUAGUUGCUCCACAAACAAAGAAAGUUUUUCUUUUGACUGCAACUGGAUUUCUUGGUACACAUAUUUUAUACACCUUAUUGACUCUAACGUCAUGCAAGAUUUAUUGUUUGGUUAGAAAAAAAAAGAUUAGAACGCCUAAAGCAUCUCUCAAACGUGCUUUCUUACGUAAUGAUCUGGACACCUCUUUGGUUGAUUCUGACAGAUUGAUCGCCCUCAGUGCUAAUUUAUCUGAACCUUACCUGGGCUUAUCUGAGAAUCAAUAUGAGGUUAUGUUAAAUGAUGUCACUACAAUAAUACAUGGCACUUUUUGCGCAAAACCUGGCAUGCCAUUAACCGCUUAUGAAAGUUCGACUAUUCUUGGAACAGCGAAUUUAUUACUUUUUAGUGCUCAAAAAGAUUUUCAUUUUAUAUCAAGUAUUGAUGCCUGUGUUAAUAGUUCUUGGGAAAAUGUGCCUGAAGGCAUAUUACCUUUGAAAGCUUCUAUUACUACUUGUGAUGGAUUUGGACUUUCGAAAUUAGCCAUCGAAACAAUUAUCACAAAUACAUUUGAUUACUUACAAUUAGAACGGGUUAGUAUUAUUAGGGUAGGCCAGAUUACUUCUCACACUGAAACUGGUGUAUGGAAUCCGAAUGAAUGGGUUCCAAUGCUUUUAGGAAUUGUUGGUUUAUCUGGUCGAAUGCCGACGUUUGAUGCAAAUCUUGAUUGGAUUCCUGUAGAUGUUGCCGCAAAAGCUAUUAUGGAUUUGGUGUCGUCUGGGACAGCAUUCAGAAUACAAGUAUUCCAUGUAAGCAAUCCAAAUUCAACAAUAACGUGGGAACAAUAUUUGGAUAAACUUGAGGAAUCAGGGAUGAAAUUUUCUAGGCAAGAAUUACCGAAAUGGCUGGAAAAAUUAUGGACUGAUGUUGAAGAAAAUUCCUAUGAUGAAAAUGUUUGUUCAUUAUUGACUGAGCAUUUUAAUAGAAUGACAUUCAAUCCUGAUAGCGAUAAAAAAAAUCGCGCUUUAUUAGAUUUAACAAAUACAAAAUCAUUGACGGUUGUAUUAUCGACAUGCCCAAGUUUAAAUAAUGAAUCUCUAAUUAAAUCAAACAUUGAUUGGCUAAAAAAUACAGGCCAUUUAUCAGAGAUUGGUUUAGAUCAACAAAAAUCAUUAAUAUCUAAAUCAAAACUUCAAUUAAAGAGAUUGUCCGGAAAUGGCGAUCCUGGAUUUUUGGUUUGGGUUUAUGUUACCCUACCUUUGAUGGUGCUAUUUUUUUUAAGCAUUGAUACAAUUCUUGUUCAGUUUUUAACACCGCCUAUACUAUCAUAG
Molecule: messenger RNA, 1932 nt
Organism: Scutellospora calospora
Lineage: Eukaryota; Fungi; Glomeromycota; Glomeromycetes; Diversisporales; Gigasporaceae
Source: the annotation of a GenBank genome assembly